Molecule: messenger RNA, 4198 nt
Organism: Neoarius graeffei (lesser salmon catfish)
Lineage: Eukaryota; Metazoa; Chordata; Actinopteri; Siluriformes; Ariidae
Product: NACHT, LRR and PYD domains-containing protein 3
Exons: 9
Coding region: 88-2760 (890 amino acids)
Biological process (GO): positive regulation of inflammatory response
Cellular component (GO): cytoplasm
Source: RefSeq, a predicted model, not a curated record
GGCGAGAUCUGUUCACUGCAGAAGGUUUUCCUCCAGAGGAACAUUGGACAUUAAAAACCAAAACAGGAAGCAGAAAUCUGUUUGAUCAUGGAGGCAAGAAGUUUGGAUUGGCUUUCUGAUAUGCAGAACUUGCACAAGGAGGUCAUGAGGAAUGGAGUGCUCAAGUCCACCCAGGUCAGCUCCCUUUCAAGUGGUCAGUCAAUCAAAGAUGUGAUUUUAAACAAAUACUACAUUCCCCUUUCAAUCAGCGUAGACGACAUAACCUUGGACUUGGAAAGUGUGAUUUCUCAGGAGUUUGGAGCAGGAAUUGAGGCUCGUAAAUUGCUCCUGUAUGGAGGACCAGGGAUGGGCAAGACCACGGCGGUGGAACGGCUCAUUUGGGACUGGGCCACUGGGAUCCAUCUUCAGCGCUACACGUUUGUCGUGCGACUGUGUCUGAGCGUGCUGCGUGGACCUGAACAGAGUCUGCAGAGCAUGCUUCUCAGCACAUACCCUCAUAUCUCUGCUGAGCAUCUUGAGAUAAUCUUGAAAACGCCUCACACAGUACUUUUAGUGUUGGAUGACAUCCAGAACCUUCUAUCGAAAUCCAGUGAAUCUGGUAAGCUGGUGUGUGAGCCAGAUCAGCCAGCAGGGGGCACUGUGUUGGUACAGAGUUUACUAGAAGGGUCUUUGCUGCCUGGUGUGUCAUUGUUUCUCACCUCCAGAGAAGGUGUUAAGCUCGAAUCUGUGCGUUUUGCUCACCUGAGGGGUUUCUCCAGCAUCCAAAGGAAAGCAUUCUUCCAGCGCUUCUUUGCCAACAAUGAGAAAGGAGAACAGAUUCUCCAUCACUGUGAGCAUGCUGUGGGAGUCGAGGAGAUUUGUGCUUGUCCUGGAUUUUGCUGGACACUGUGCUGUGUGUGCAAAGAGCAACUGGGGCAUCAAAAGUGUGCCCUGGAGACACUGAGCGGGCUCUACAGUCUGAUCACACACACACUACUACAAGAGCAUAAAGUGAGCAUGGAGGCAGCAAAGGAGCUUAUUUAUGGUUUGGGGAAGCUCGCAGAACAGUGCACAUCGGUCACCUGUACGCAAUCUGAUGUCAUUAAAUGUGGCCUUCAGUCCUUCCUGGGCUCCCAGAUCCUGUCUGCAAUUUUGCGCCCCAAUGCUGAUGAUGCCACUUCCAACAAUCCUACAUUCUCCUUUGUGUCUCCGACAUUCAAAGACUUCUUACAGGCAGCCUCCUUUUACCUUGACCAUGAUGAUGGCAGGAUCCUAGAAAAUCCCAUGGAAAUACACAACUAUCAUUUUUUUCUUGCCGGGCUUUCAGACCCUAUGCAGAGGAAGCUCCUGGAAACCUCCAUAGGCCUCUUCAGCAGCGGCCGUAUCUCCGAGUUCCACCGCUGGCUCAUGAGGACGGUUGCAGAGGUACUGCCGAGCAUAGACGCAGAAAAGCACUGGCAUGUUUUGCGUAUCCUGUACCACACACUCAGUCCCACACUGGUCAGGGAGAGCGUGAGGUCGUGCGAGUGGAGGAUGAUCGGCUAUGGUGGCAUGCAGGACGCAGACUGUACAGCCCUGGCGUUUGUAGUGCAGUGCUUGGGAGAACUGCAGCACCUGAACCUGUACCGUAGCUCACUGACCGAGGAGCAGGCGGAGAAGCUCAUGCCUGUCUUCCGCUUGGCCAAAACCAUCAAUUUGGCUCAGAGUACAGUGAGUAUGGGUGUGAUCAGACAUUUCGCUCGGGCGCUGAAGGACGGACGAGCCACCGAUGUCAACCUGAAGUACUGCAAGCUGGGAGACGAAGCAGUGAAGAUCCUGUGUUCCUCCAUCGCACACUCCGGCGUGCACACACUCAACUUGUGGGACUGCAACCUGACCCCGGCGUGUAGCGAGGCUCUCGCUGCGAUGUUGUCCACUUCUAAACUGCGUGAUUUGGACCUGGGAGCUAACAGCUUCAACGAUGAGGGACUGAUUCGGCUCGUUGGUGCCCUUGGGACGUCCACAUGCGCGCUGCAGAAACUUGGCUUGGAUCACUGUCCUUUGACAGGAUCGUGCUUGGCUGCGCUGUCAUCAGCUUUGACGUCUUCUCUCUCUGAGCUGAAGAAUCUGGUCCUGAGCAGGAACCUCCUGGGUGAGGACACUCUGGAACAUCUCUCACAAGCACUACAAAGUGGCCGCUCCAAACUCAACACGCUGAGUUUAUAUUCUUCUGGGCUGACCGGUUCCUGCUGCCCGUCCCUAGCAGCCAUGCUUCAGUCAGAACGCUGCUCUCUGAUCAACCUGGACCUGUCUGUGAACGAGCUUGGUGAAUCGGGCACGCUUCUCAUCUGUGAUGCCCUGAAAUCCCCCGAGUGUUCACUGGAAAAGAUAUGUAUGAAUGCAUGUGAGCUGACGGAGCCGGUGUUCAGCGCCCUGGGCAGUGUGUUGGUGAGUGAAGCUUCCAGACUGAAGGAACUUGAGAUCGGAGUAAACAAAGUUGGGGACGCUGCAGCCAAACACAUCCUGAAGGCCCUGAAACACCCUCACUGCCAACUCCAGCACCUCAAUCUGGAGAUGGUGAACUUGACGGACGCCUGCGUCGACGAGCUGUGUGAAGCUGUUCAGGCUUGUAGCUCUUUAACGAGCCUGAUUCUAAAGAACAACAAUCUCACGGAUAUUUCUGUUCCCCGAUUGGUCAAGCUCGUUCAAGACCGUCCAGUCUUGCAUCUGAAUAUGCAGUAUAAUGACUUCAGCGAGGAUGUUUUUGAGCUGAUGGACGUCUACGAAACGAUAGAAUAUUAACACAAUGUGUGCUUUUACACAGCGAGAAGCUUAUAGACUGCAAAGUGUUUUGAAUAUAUGCAGGAUAUUAAUGCUUCAUUUACUGGGAAUUCUGUAAUAAUGCACACUGCAUGGUUUAAUGUGUCCACGAGACCAGACGCAGAUUUACAGAAUCUCAGGGCUGUCUGUUUGAUGUGAAAAAUAAGUGCAUUUAAAAAAAAAAGAAAACCCUAAACUCAGUGCAUCACAUUUGUAUUGUAAUAUCAUGACAUUUUAAUAAGUCUGUCUGUUUAUUAGCAGGAUAUAGUGUGUUUUUUAUUUUAGCGACCCUAUGCUGUCUACAAGUUUGUAUUAGCAUGACUUUUUGUAUUUCUGUGUUUUACAAAAUUAUUGGUACCCUUAAAGGUUGCUCAAAUCUCAUCUCAUUAUCUCUAGCCGCUUUAUCCUGUUCUACAGGGUCGCAGGCAAGCUGGAGCCUAUCCCAGCUGACUACGGGCGAAAGGCGGGGUACACCCUGGACAAGUCGCCAGGUCAUCACAGGGCUGACACAUAGACACAGACAACCAUUCACACUCACAUUCACACCUACAGUCAAUUUAGAGUCACCAGUUAACCUAACCUGCAAGUCUUUGGGGGAAACCGGAGCACCCGGAGGAAACCCACGCGGACAACAUGCAAACUCCGCACAGAAAGGCCCUCGCCGGCCACGGGGCUCGAACCCAGACCUUCUUGCUGUGAGGCGACAGCACUAACCACUACACCACCGUGCCGCCCCGUUGCUCAAAUCAUUUUUUGUCAUUUUGUCUUUUUUUUUUUAAAUUGUUCUCAUGAACAUUCUUGCUCUUGAUUGUUUCUUUGAGCUAUAAAGAGUAUAUUAGGUGACAAAUCUGUGUAAUCCAUCGCUAUGUAUAAAAAAGUGUUUAUUGAAAACUCUGGUACAGCUGAACAUUUGGCAGGAAGAAAAUGAGACAUGAGCAAAGCUAUUCAGCGGGAAAUGAUCUGCAAAAUAUGAUCUGGAUCCAUGCAUCAGGGCAACGACUGAAAUUAAUCCAUGCAACAAUAAGAAGAAAUCGAUUAUUAUUGAAACGGGACACACACAAAUAUCAGUAUGAUGUGUAAAUAACAAAUCCUUAUAGAUCCCCCUGAAUGUCAUCAUUCAAAAUGGUCAGUGUGUUUUCCAAAGAUAAAGCUUAAAAUACACUUCACAACAAAAACCAAUGCAUUACACUCCCUGGCCAGUUUAUUAGGAACACUCAUACAUACACCUGCUGUUUUAUUAUGCAGUUCUCUAAUCAGCUGAUCCCUUGACAGUAGGGCUGCAUACCUAAACAUGACAUCAGGUACCGGUACAGAGGUUUAGGUACAGGUCCGGACCUGUACCUGAACAAUUUGACAAAUUAACGUGUUCUUCUGAACUUCUUCAGUAAUGACAGAAACAUUAAUAAACCUGUUGACAACU